AUGAACCCAGCCCCUUCAACCCAAGAUAUGCGUCGUCGCCCCCAAACUCGUCCAAGCACAGUAGAGCUCGACGAAAAUGAUGAGGAAUUCUACCUGGGCGGUUUAUUCAACCUAGAAUUCUCACCCGGAUUCAAGUUUUUGGAAAGUCUUCGUGGGAAGGCACCUGAGUCCAUGAUUACGCAGUUAGAGUCUCGUAUGCGCUCUCUUCAUGCUUUUCUCCUUUCGUGUGCCGAGUAUGAGAAAUCACUGAUUAAGCGUGUCAAGGAUGUUGCGGGGGAUGUACAAAAGCAGAGAUUGGAGAUUGAUCGGACGGCUAGUAAGCAGUUUACGGAGAAUACAGAGAUUGGGGAGCUGAAGAGGGAGUUACUCAAAGCCGAAAAUGAAGUCAAACUCGCCCAAGAGCGUGAAUCACGGCUUACACUCGACAUUUCGGAAUCACAAGAAAAGAAACGGCAACUCAUGGACGAUAUUGACGAGAUUCGACGGCACAAGGCCGAUAUGCUCGAGCCACAACUAAUUGCAUCAAGUAAAGAACUCAAAUUGGAAGUCAUACAACGAAGACACCAAGUAGAAAACCUUGAAAAAGACCAAGAAGAAAAAGAUGCAACGUAUGAAAUGAUUAUGCAACAAGUUGAGAGAUUGGAAAUGGAUCGGGAACGACAUGCAGCGGCGUUUUCGCAAGCAAAUGAGAUGCCCCAGAAAAUCAUAAAGCAAUCCGAGGUCCUUCGAGACGCCAUUGGAUCCCUCGUCAUUGAAAACGUCAAACAAGGUACCCUCUCCCAACAACUCGACAAGGAACUCGAGCGACUUGCCAAACGACGAAAGGAUUUAGAGGAACAUAAAUUGGAUCAAGCAGCCGAGUACGAACAACGUCGUGCGGAAAUUCAUGAAAUGGAGCGACAGUGUGAUGAGAUUUUUAAGCAGCAUGAGAUGGCCAAGGAACAGUUGGCGGUGCAAAAGGGGGAGAGGGUUCGGUUGGAGUUGGGGUUGAAAAAGUGUGUUUUUGAGAUCAAACGCGAACACGACCUCCUUCUCCGCUCCCUCCGCGAAAAAGACGCCCUCCUAAAAUCCUUCCGCCGCCUCGAAACAACCGUCAACAACAUCCGCCUCUCCACUCCCCUCCUCCACCAACAACUAACAGAACACACCCGCCAACUCGAGCAAACGAAACGCGAUGAACGGCAUUACCGUAAACAAUCCUCUCAACUCCGUAAAGAAAUUGAUUUGAUGCUGUACGAGUAUUUGAAAACGGAAAAUGGGGAGCGGACGCUGGGUGAGAAUUUGGCGAGGGAGAUUGGCGUGAAUCAACGGCUUGAUGAAGAGUUGGAGGAGAAAAUGACGAGAGCUCAGGGAUUUGAAAAGCAAGUUGAGGAAUUAAAUGUUGAAAAGGAACUCAAGGCUCGAGAACUCAUUCGCAUUCGAAACAAACUGAAAACCAUCAAAGAUAACCUUGGCGUUAAAGAAAUCUCUGUUUUGGACGCUUCCAAACGAUGUCAAGAAGCUGUUACCCGUCUCAAGGAAUUUGCAACGCUUUACGAUGUCGUCAAGAAUGAGCGAAAUAAAUAUUUGAACCAAAUUCAAGCAACGACCCAACGUGCGGCGGAAAUGAAGGAAAAGAUCAAGAUCUUGUCGAACGAGAUUGAGAUUCUUCGUCUCGAGAUUGCUAAAAAGGGACGAGAAUUAACUAAAAAACGACAAGAAAAUACUGCGGCAUAUGCUCAACGGGAUUCAGCAAAGAAUGAGGCAAACAAGUUAUUGUUACAAUAUCGGGAACGUCGAGACGAAAUCGACCAAAACCUCUCCAGAAUCGAAACCCUCCAACUCCUCAUCAACGCCGCAGAAUCCGACCUCGUAGCUUUGCGCACCCGACACGGCACUCUUCUCAAAACCCGCAACGCAACAGGAAUGCAGCUUUUGGAUCGUAACGACGAGCUGUGCAUCCUCUACGAAAAACUCAACCUCCAACAAGAGGUCAUGCAGCGCGGAGACGCCGAACUCGCCGCAAAGGACGACGAAAUUCGUAAACUCACCAUUAUAGCAUCCGACCUUGAACGCCAAGUCGAACUCGGUAAAACUCUUACAAACCGUCAAACUCUCCAUGAAACCCAAACCCGCCUCCAAACCGUUAAAUCCCAACUCGACCUUGCUCGCACCCGUGUCGCUUCCCUUUCUGCUCACAUGGAAACCCCCGAAUCUCCCGGUCGAACCCGCGACCUAGGCGGAAGUGACCCACCCACUACAACCCUCCUCGAAAAGAUCCGUUCCGUAGAAGAAACACUCGCAGAAAAAGAGGAACGCAUCUUGGAAAAAGACCUUGUCUUGGAAGAAGUUACGACGCUUACUGAUCGACUGAAACGCCAAACCAUGGAUGGACGUACCGAAAGCCAUCAUGUAGCAGCUCAAGUCAAUGACCUCUCCAAACGCAUCAAACAUUUAACAAAAGCCAUGAUGGCUCGUGUCUCGGAAUUGGCUAUGCAUCAAGCAAUGGCCAUGGGACUCUAUCAAGAAAAAUGCGACAAGGAACAACUCUUGGAAGAAGCCAAAGCCCGCCUCGCAAACGGCGAGCCACCCACCCCAGAAAUCGAACGCGAAUUCAUACGAGCUGAAAAACGUCGUCUCCAGCACGAAAAGCAAGUAAAACAAUUGGAAAUGGAACGACAAAAGGCUGUUGCCGGGGGAUACAUUGAAGCCGACGACGACUUUUAUAUUUACAAUAACAUCCGCACAACAGCCGAACCCCGUCCCAACGCCUACAUCCCCGAUACAACCGGAAAAGGCCUCAUAGGCGACCUCCCGAUACCCAAACCUUAUGGUGGACACGCUCCAUUUCGUCCAAUGGAGAAGGGAGCGAGUAUGCGGUUCUUUCGGAAACCGGUUAUUAAGCCUAUUGAGAUUUAGAAAGGUCUUUUUGUUGUUGGUGCAUGAGGAAGGGUGUUUUAAUUUGUAUUUAGUGAAUGCUCUUUUUUUUUGUGUUUUGGGUUUACAUGGUGUUUGAAUGUGUGGACUCUUGCUUUUUUGGCAUUCUUGUUGAGUACUGUGCAUGCCCAGUUUUUAUACCGUAUAUCCUACUACAUCUCGCAAGGGCAAAGAGCUGGAGAUGCUUCGUUAUUUUUGAUAAAGGC
Messenger RNA from Spizellomyces punctatus DAOM BR117, 3122 nucleotides. RefSeq lists its product as uncharacterized. The transcript has 13 exons. Lineage: Eukaryota; Fungi; Chytridiomycota; Chytridiomycetes; Spizellomycetales; Spizellomycetaceae. The record is from RefSeq and is a predicted model, not a curated record. Gene Ontology annotation, cellular component: cytoskeleton. Bases 1 to 2898 code for a protein of 965 amino acids.